Molecule: messenger RNA, 1275 nt
Organism: Desarmillaria tabescens
Lineage: Eukaryota; Fungi; Basidiomycota; Agaricomycetes; Agaricales; Physalacriaceae
Exons: 2
Coding region: 404-895 (163 amino acids)
Source: RefSeq, a predicted model, not a curated record
GAUUUGCUUUAUGACCAUCAUUUUCUCUGGGUGGUGCAUUUCUCAGCGAGAAAUUUGGUCAGCAGCAGAAGAAAUAUGCAUCCCGCCCCUCUUGCUCCUUCAGACUUUAUUUACCGUUGCAAUGGCAGCAUAUCCAGCAUCUUAUGGUCGUUGUGACUCCACUUUCCUGCCUCGCUACGAUUAGCCUGCUAUCGACUAUUGUGGCGCGUAAAAACAUGGGCAAACUCGAAAGACACCUCGAGUUGCACAGCUCCCAUUCAAACUCUACGCCAAGAGUGGUUUUCUUGUGACCAUCGCCGAGGCCCUUGCUACCCAAUAUACUACCAUCCCCGUCCCUCGUAUCCUUGAUGUCAUCAACUACGUCCCAAAGAAUGGUCUUUGUCCAGAGUAUACUUUCAUCCUCAUGACAGAGGUUCCUGGUCGGGAAUAUGGUUCCACCAGGGUAGGAGUACACGAUAUGACGGCAGACCAGCUCUCUGUUUUCAAAAACACACUCCGUGACUGGUUCGACCAACUUCGAGCCCUUCCCCCUCCAGGUGAUCAUACAAUCUCCGGGUUCAAAGGGACUGGGAUUUUUAGCUACCGAAUUCGAAAAGGCGGGACUGUCGGCCCUUUCAGGUCGCAAGACGAGUUUCACGCACAGAGCUUUUGCACUCCAUGGGAGCCUCUUGACGAUCGUGUUCGUGCAGCGUUAAUGAAGCGACAGUCAACGCGGCACAGAAUUUGCUUCACACAUGGGGAUAUCACGCCACAUAAUAUCCUCGUUGAUGAGCAGCUUCGGCCAACUGGGCUUAUCGAUUGGGAGUGCGCUGGGUGGAUGCCGGAAUACUGGGAGUAUACGAGGUCAAUAUGGAUUCGGCAGAUCUACACCGGGUGGUGCGAUCUGUUUGGGUGAAUCUUUCCGGGGUAUGAGGAUGAGCUGGAAGUUGAGGUGGCAGUAUGGAAUCACUACGUGCCCUGAAAUAACCGAUAGCAUAUAUCAUCCUGAGCCAAAAGCACCUGCUAUAAUUGACCCGGGGAGGUCUUCACGUCGCACAGAAUUGAGCGAUUGCACAGUAAGAGAGGAUCCUUGCACGCAAGAAUAUAGAAGCACGCAUGUUACUUGGUAAGAUCAUAUAUACGUUGCAGAAGCCAUCAUUAUCCAAACUUGAGGGUGACGAUUUGAUCUACCCAGCAAGAUAUAACUGACCACGAUUAAUAUGGAUAAUGUCAGAAAGAUAGAAGCGUCGAAGUCGCAACUCGACAACAUCGAACAAUAUCCGCAGGCUAGGUAGG